AUGAACGAAAAGAAGGAGGCAAGCUCAGACUAUAGCUACGAACCCGUUUUAAACAAACCGGCACGGAAACAAACAGACACAUACACUCCAUUUACACCAAACCGAAGUGGCGAUUACAAUAUAUGGUAUAACCGCUACAGCGGGUUUGAGUACAAGCAGUCGAGAGGUGAUAGAGGAAACAUGACAAGGUGUUGUGUAAAAACAGAUGCGGGAACGACAAAAUCACAACCGAACUCACCGUUAUGCAUUCACUUUGCGUUGGGGAAGUGUUUUAAAGGUGGAGAGUGUGUGUACAAACACCAACUCCCCCAACAAGAAGACGAGAAUAGACUUGGAGCCACGACUGACAUUUUUGGGAGAGAGAGGCAUUUGACAGACCGAGAGGAUAUGGGCGGUAUCGGUAAAUUUUCCAAAGAAAACAGAACGCUGUAUGUCACGGGGUUUAAGGGGAACCUACCACCACAACAAAUUGAAGAAAUCCUCAGAAGACAUUUUGCUGAAUGGGGAGAGCUCGAGUAUAUCAGAGUGUUGCCAGUGAGAAAUAUCGCGUUUGUGCGGUACAGAAUGAGGGGAGCGGCCGAGUUCGCAAAGGUCGCAAUGGGAGAUCAAGCUCUUGACGGUGAUGAGAGGUUGAAUGUUCGUUGGGCGUUUGACGACCCGAAUCCAAUUGCGAAAGCUGUCGAAGAGCAAGCUGUUGCCGCGCAGUACGUUGCCCAGGUCAAGAAGGUUUUGGCCGAACGGAGGGAAGAGAAUGAACUUGCUAUUGACGCGAUUCCCAAGAAGAAAGAGGUCACGUACGAUAAUCCGGGUGUCAUUGGGUUUAAAUACUCUUGUACCACAACCACCAUCAAAAGGGAUGGCGUGAAAGGCAAAGAGAAAGAGGUCGAAACUAAAGAUGAGAAGGCGGUUGGUGAGAAAAUCUUGCAAAGCAAAAAGGGGAAGUAUGUUGCAAACAAAUACACGGGUUUUAUGCACCCAUACAGUUAUGGGCUAUUCCAUCCAAAGCAAGUUGAGCUAGCGAAAAAAGACGAAAGCGAUGACAGUGGCGAGGCCGAUAUCAUGAAAGACGUUCCAAAGGAACCAUCCACAAGCGCGCAACAAGACAAACCAAGCGAUACAAAGGAAGAAAAACACGAGCAAAAGUGA
Entamoeba invadens IP1 is the source of this 1146-nucleotide messenger RNA. RefSeq names its product pre-mRNA-splicing factor CWC2, putative. Gene Ontology annotation, cellular component: U2-type catalytic step 2 spliceosome; U2-type catalytic step 1 spliceosome; Prp19 complex. The record is from RefSeq and is a predicted model, not a curated record. Bases 1 to 1146 code for a protein of 381 amino acids. The transcript is spliced from 2 exons. NCBI's taxonomy places the organism in Eukaryota, Evosea, Mastigamoebida, Endamoebidae. Gene Ontology annotation, molecular function: pre-mRNA binding; metal ion binding; U6 snRNA binding.